AUGAGUAGUCAGGAGACAGCAAAGGACUUUCUUCUGUCAUGUCCAUUCUGCGAUUUCGAAGACUACGACGCGGAAUUCCUCAGCCAGCACGUGGCUUAUUGUCAUCCUGAAGACCCAGCUGCAUCUCUGCCCACACAUAUACCAGAAGACUGGGCGGCAGCGGAAGGAAAUCUACAAGCGGCACAACCAGGCGAUCCUGUAGCUGUUCUGGACACCGAUGAUCUCUAUAUUACUUGCCCCCACGGCUGUGGCGAGGAAGUCGCCAAGACCGAAUUACAGUUGCAUUUGGAUCUGCAUGUGGCAGAAUCAGUAGCCCUAGAUGAGACAGGUGAUCUUCGUCUACAGUCUAUUGAUAAUGGUGGACAUGGCGCGGCGAGUAUGAAAGUGAUGGACGAUGCCAACAAUGACUUUGAUGAUGACAAUGACGAUCCGGGCCUACAUCAAGACGACAUAGUUGCACAUGGAAAAGAUAUCGUGCUCAAAGGAAAGAGUACAAAUAAUCGUCGAAGACAAAAGCAUGAGGCAUCAAAAUCAAGUCAGCAUGGACACAAGGGUAUCAGAAGAUUAGGCCGGAAAGAACUGGGUCCAUACGCCCACGAGAAACAGAUGCCUUCAUGGUUACAGAAAUUACUUUUGUCUGGUCAUAUAGAAAACACACAAACGAGGAUCGGUCCCAACGGAUCACUCAUCAAGGAGAAAGAUAUCGCCGAGAACGAAACCUCGAAAGUUAUUCCAACGCUGAUUGAGUUGUGUCGAGAUGAUCCCAGUGUCCAGAGGGCUUUUUUCUGCAGUCCUCGGGUUCGUCAUAUCUUCAAAUUCAUGAGAGAAGGCGGAUUUUGCGGUUAUAGGAAUAUCCAGAUGCUCAUUUCGCACAUCAUCGAUGCUCGUAUACCAGGCCACGAGCACUUUUCUGGCCGAAUACCCUCGAUAUUGGAAUUGCAAAAUAUGAUUGAGCAGGCAUGGGAUAUGGGGUUCAAUAGUAGUGGACGGAUCGAGACUGGCGGUAUCAAGGGGACCAGAAAGUAUAUUGGUACUCCAGAGGCCCAGGCUCUUUUCUUGAGUCUUGGAAUCAAAUGCAUCCCCGGUGCUUUUGCUUCUAGUCCUGGACUUCGAGCCUACGACAUGCUCCUACAAGAUGUAGCAAACUAUUUCCGAUCCGGCUGUCCUACAUCACUCCUAGAAAGCGACGAGAAAAUCCUAGAGACUAUUCUUCCGCCCAUUUACCUACAACAUCAAGGUCACUCUUUGACAAUAAUCGGCUUUGAAAUUAACACUGCCGGAAGUGCCAAUCUACUAGUCUUUGAUCCGAUGUUCAGGACGUCGCCAGCAAUCCAGCGCUUGAUUGGCAAACUGGGUGCAGCAGUCUACGGUGAUGGCGUAAAGGUCUUGGGUAUCAACGAGAACUCCAUCUGGACCGGUGCUUACCAGAACUACACUCCUACCAACAUCACUGUCAAUGAGUCGAUGAUUCCCACCAACAAUUCGCCACGCUCGUAUGGCUAUUUCGGGAAUAUAGUUCCUGACUUCGGUCAUAGUUUUGCGGAUAUGUCGGACUACAUCCGGUGGCUUGAUACAAAACAAGGAAUUACAGGAGUAACAUAUCAAGUUGAUGGUGUUAACUUUACUCGAGAGCUAUCAGCAGGGCGUUUUAGUGGCAAGAUACACACAGCCAGCUUCCCGGAUGUUUUGAAUCUCAAAAUCACAAUAAAUCGCACAAUUAACGUUGAAGCCUUGGUUGGGUGCUGCGACGUCAAACAACAAUACGUUCACGUUGGGCCUCCGAAGAUCCAAUCUUAUGGACUGGCCAGGCUCGGCUCUGCUACAACAUCAGACCCAAUUUUGAUAAUACAAGGCGCAACCGUGGUAGAUAUGUACUUUGAUGCCGAGACAAAUUUCAGAGCCGUGUUCGAUCUUAUGGCCGUUGCAAAUGCUCGUGGCAAGGCUUUGGCUUCGACAAUACAAUUAUACAGCAUCGACAAUGUGGCCGAUGGGGGCGGCGUGGCUUUCAUGGCAUAUGAUGGACCAUUACCGCUUCACCAGUGGGAUACAACGUUUACCGGUCCCUCGUUGCCUCCUAAGAAUACUUUCAUUGUCCCAGAUGACUUUACUGAUGCCGGCUCAAACGUGGCAGUCGAUAUUGCCCCCGCCAUGGAUGGUCAGUUGAUUGUUGAAGUAUUCAAUAAUCCGAUCGAAGCAGGCAAAAUUCUGGGUCUUGACGAUGAUAUUGUCUCUGCUGCAAAGGAAUUUCUACCAACUAUCAGACCACAACAUAUCGGCUCCUUAGGACAGAUCUUCGAAUGGCGAAUCGAGUAUGAAGAGUCUGCCAUUGGACAAAGACACUUUUCUCCGCUGUGGGCUCUGAUGCCAGGACGACAAUUCAGUCCGCUAUUGAACUCAACUCUGGGCACAGCAGCAGAAGUCCUCUUGGACCGCCGCGUCUUGCACGGCUCUGGAUCAACGGGCUGGUCACGUACUUGGCUCAUCAACCAGUAUGCGCGUCUAUUCCGCGGUGACGACGCUUGGAGUCAACUCAACGAAUGGUUUGCUGUGUACCCUACCCCUUACAAUCUGUACAAUACCAACGAGGGUUCCGUGGGACCGUAUCAGUUUCAGAUUGAUGAUAAUUUCUGUUUGUCAGUGGUGUCAGAGAUGCUGCUACAGAGUCAUAUUGGAAUCGUCCAUUUGUUGCCGGCACUUCCGUCUACGAUUCCUAUUGGCUCUGUUCAGGGCCUCGUUGCUCACGGCAAUCUUGUGAUUGACAUUGCUUGA
Messenger RNA from Talaromyces amestolkiae, 2769 nucleotides. RefSeq lists its product as uncharacterized. Gene Ontology annotation, biological process: carbohydrate metabolic process. NCBI's taxonomy places the organism in Eukaryota, Fungi, Ascomycota, Eurotiomycetes, Eurotiales, Trichocomaceae. The transcript is spliced from 11 exons. Gene Ontology annotation, molecular function: alpha-L-fucosidase activity. The record is from RefSeq and is a predicted model, not a curated record. Bases 1 to 2769 code for a protein of 922 amino acids.